AUGAGAAGGUCAAUUGAUUGGCCAAGAAGAAAGAAGAUAUGCCCUCUCUCAAUCGAUGGAGUAAGGCGAAAAGGACAGCCUACUCGCUAUAAGUGUCGACUGAAUUGGGUUCUCCAAAUUGUUUUUCUGGAUAGAAUGGCAACUGAGAACCCUAUGAGAAUUCUGGAAAGCAGUCAAGCUCGAAAGUGGGCAUCUUCCAAGGAUGCUGCAUCCAACAUAGCCAUUGACGAACUGGGAUUGCUUCUUAAAGGACACAACACCCGUGGAGAUCAAAGUAACACGGUUUUCAGCCGGAGUGAUAGUGCACCUCCAAGUAUAGAAGGUUCUAUUGCAGCUUCUGGUAACCUUAUAAAUCGACAGAACUCCGGUUCGAAUUCAAGUUUGGCAACUUUAAGCAGCGCGUUAGAAAAAUUUCAAUCCGAGGAGCAACUGCGUACCAAUCCAUAUUAUGCAUACUAUUCCUCAAAUCAGAGCCUUCCCCCACCUAUUAUCUCAAGGGAGAAUAGACAUCAGACUUCCGGCAGUAAUUGGAGAUUAUCAUCUCCAGACAGCGGCAACCUAUCCUUUCACGUGCCAAGAAGUUCUCUUCCAAUUCAUGAGGAGGAGCCUGAAGAUGCUAGUUCAUCCAAGAAAGCGUCUGGUGACUGGGUAGAAAGUAGUAGUUGUAUGAUGCCUGGACACAACAGAGUGUCUUUCACUGGUCGCAAUAAAAGUUUAGUCAAUCUAAUACAGGAGGAUUUCCCUCGUAUACCUUCACCAGUAUAUAAUCACUCUCAUUCCUCAACUCAUGUUAUGACUGAAGAAGUAGCUGACGAUGAUGUUGAAACCAUUUCGUUUGAAAAUCUCUCUUUCAAUGCAUCAAAAUUGCCUGAAUCAAAGUCAGCACCAGAUUUUCGUAGUGAAAUAGCAAUUGCCUCUGGUUCAACAGCCAGUAAAGAUCCUUCUGCCGAUUCUAUUCCCAAACUGGAUGCUCUGGCGUCACCUUCUGCUCAUGAGGAUGGUGUAACUGGUAAUAAUAUAGGCUCUGGGAAUGUUUUUAUUAAAGUGGAGCAGAGCAGAUAUAAACCAGAGGAAGUAUUUUAUGAAAAGAAUGUACAGAAGCAGCCGAAUACUUACCUUCAACAGCGUAAUGGAUCCAGUCGAGGAGCAAACAAUGUGCAAACUGACAUGGAAAAAGUCUCUCAUGGACAUGUCCAAUUUUCUUCAGCCGAAAUGCCACUUCUACACACUCCUGGACCCACAUCCCCUUUAUAUGCAACAGCUGCAGCGUCUAUGGGUCCUGGAAACCCAUUUUAUCCAAAUCUAAAUCCAUCUGGCUUAUAUGCUCCACAGUACAGUGCAUAUGCUUUGGGUUCUGCAUUUCUUCCCCCAUUUGUAGCUGGAUAUCCAACUCAUUCUGGGUUACCUAUGCAUUUUAAUGCCAGUUCUGGACAAAGUUAUGGCAGUCAAAAUUCUGUUGUCCUAACAGGGGAAAGCAUCCCGAAAGGUAGCAAUACACAGAAUAUUGACAAGUUUUAUGGACAUGGACUAAUGAUUCGCCCAUCCUUCCCAAGUCCUCUUCCAAUGCAGUACUUUCAGCAUCCUCUGGGAGAUGCAUAUGGUGCUCCAGGGCAAUUUGGUCAUCUACCUUCGCUAGGCUUGAUUCGUGGCCAAGCUGAUUCUUUUGCUUCACUGAAAGAUCCUGCUAUUGCUUCUUAUGUUUCUGACCAGAAUUUCCUGUCAAAACAAAAUGCGAGUCUCAGUUUUCCAAGUCCAAGAAACAUAGGGGUAGCUGGUAGCAGUUACUUUGGAGGUCCAACGGGCCUCGGAUUUAUGCCACAAUUUCCAGCAUCACCUGUAGGUAGUCCAGUGCUGCCAGGAUCUCCAGUUGGAGGGGCUAAUUUUUCCGGAAGGAAAAAUGAUAAUGGAUUUUUUCAAGGUUCUGUGAGAAAUAGUGGUGGUUAUGCAGGAUGGAUAGGGCAAAAACGGUCUGACGGCUUCAAUAGCCCUAGGAAGCAUUCUUUUCUUGAGGAACUUAAAGCAGGCAGUGCACGAAGAAUUGAACUCUCUGAGAUCAACGGGUGUAUCGUUGAAUUCAGUGUUGAUCAACACGGGAGUCGAUUUAUACAACAGAAGAUGGAAAGCUGUAAUGUUGAAGAGAUGGAGUCUGUUUUCAGAGAAAUUCUUCCUCAUGCUUCAAAAUUAAUUACAGAUGUUUUUGGGAACUAUGUCAUUCAGAAGUUCUUUGAAUACGGGACCUGUGAGCAGAGGAGAGAUCUGGCAAAUCAACUAUCAGGGAAGAUAUUACCCUUGAGUUUUCAAAUGUAUGGUUGUCGUGUUAUUCAAAAGGCAUUGGAAGUUAUUGAACUUGACCAAAAGAUAGAACUUGUUCAUGAACUCGAUGAGCAUGUCAUGCGGUGUGUACGUGAUCAAAAUGGAAAUCACGUUAUACAAAAAUGUAUUGAAUGUAUACCUACAGAGAAAAUUGGUUUUAUCAUCACUGCAUUUCGAGGCGAAAUAGCUACUCUAUCUACUCAUCCCUAUGGGUGCCGUGUUAUUCAGAGAGUCUUGGAGCAUUGCCCAAACGAUUUUCAAAGUCAAUUUAUAAUUGAUGAGAUUUUGGAAUCAGCUUAUGACCUUGCUCAAGAUCAGUAUGGGAAUUAUGUCAUACAGCAUGUUUUAGAGAGGCGAAAAUCUUAUGAAAGAAGUCACAUUAUUAGCAAGUUGUCUGGAAGAAUCGUACAAAUGAGUCAGCACAAAUAUGCGUCAAAUGUUGUUGAGAAGUGCUUAGAGUUCGGUGAUGCUACGGAAAGGGAGCUCUUGAUUAAAGAGAUUCUGGCACUGUCGGGAGAUAAUGACAAUAUGCUCACAAUGAUGAAGGACCAAUACGCAAACUACGUGGUCCAGAAGAUUCUCGAAAUUAGCAAUGAUAAACAACGUGAAUCAUUACUUGACCGAAUCAGGGUUCAUCGUCUUGCUUUGAAGAAAUACACCUACGGAAAACAUAUAGUUGCUCGGUUUGAAGAAUUGUAUGGUGAAGAAAGUCGAGUAUCUGAACCAUAA
Fraxinus pennsylvanica is the source of this 3042-nucleotide messenger RNA. The record is from the annotation of a GenBank genome assembly. NCBI's taxonomy places the organism in Eukaryota, Viridiplantae, Streptophyta, Magnoliopsida, Lamiales, Oleaceae.